AUGGAAGAUGACAUUCCACGACAAGGCAAAGCAGAGUACGUUCUGAAUGGCCCAGAAAAUAUUAGUGGACGGCAGAUCACGGAUCUCGUCAAGCAUGAGAUUGGCACCAAGGACGUUUCCUGGGUUGAGUAUGUGGCGGCACAGAGUUCAGAGCCCAAAUCCAUUAUCAGCUCACUCAGGUUUGCCCAAGUCACGACUUGGGAAGGAAAAUGCACGUCCUACACAACAAGUCAGGAAGUCCUGCGUCUGGCCGCGCCGAAGGUCACGCCCGCAACCUACUUCAAGACCAUGCUGCAGAACUAG
Verticillium dahliae VdLs.17 is the source of this 303-nucleotide messenger RNA. RefSeq lists its product as uncharacterized. The coding region runs from base 1 to 303 and encodes 100 amino acids. NCBI's taxonomy places the organism in Eukaryota, Fungi, Ascomycota, Sordariomycetes, Glomerellales, Plectosphaerellaceae. The transcript is spliced from 2 exons. The record is from RefSeq and is a predicted model, not a curated record.